This is a messenger RNA of Sclerotinia borealis F-4128, 1551 nucleotides long. The record is from the annotation of a GenBank genome assembly. Lineage: Eukaryota; Fungi; Ascomycota; Leotiomycetes; Helotiales; Sclerotiniaceae.
AUGAAUUGCUCCAUUCUUCGACUCCAACGAGUCAGUCGUGUGGCUUCUCGUCGCUAUUCCAGCAGUAAGCCUGAGAUAACCCAGUCAGAGGCUUUUAGCAAACGCCAACAGACUGGUACCGAUUUUGUACGUCUGAAUAUGCUUCAAGAUUCGUACCCCUCAUACAAACGUAUGAAGGGUCAAUUCUUCCUUAAUACCACUCAUGGCCCACCUGUAAUUACACGAAAGAAUGCCCGGACUCCAGAUUUCAUACGGCCUCUCCUCAAUGAUGUACAGACGGCGCAGCAGAAAGCAAAUGAGCAUUUGAUAAACUCGGCUGCUGUUCUGGGAGAGAAGAUCGUUCAUCCCAAAUUGGGCGAAGGCUAUCGAGAAAAUUAUCGUGUGCUUGAUAAUGACGCGUUCAUACCAAUCAAUUUCGCUGAUGGGCCAGAUUCGGUUCCACGUCGAUGGUUGAGGCGUUCUGAUACUAUGCAGCGGGAAGUAAACAUAUUCUCCUAUAAGUCCGACCUCGAGGAAAUCCCAAAAUCUAUAAACAAGAUCAAAAAGGAGGGACUGGAAGUCACAUGGCUGGAUAGCAAAGGUCGUGGCCCCAAGUCAGAACAUGUCACUGUUUACCCAUGGGAUUGGCUCCAUAAACAUAAGGUUUAUCGCGACAGAAACAAGUUUGAAAUGACCAGACAUGCGUUUGUUAAUGGGCUGCAGGGAGUAGAAAGAUCUGCGGAUGUAAUUCCUCAUAUUCCCAAUCCAGAUGACCAUGAUAUUGUCCUUUGGGAUUCGCGUAUCGAACAGAUCCCUCCUACUGUCAAAUACGAUGAAGUCAUGGCGAGCGACAGCGGUGUAGGGAAAUGGACACGCAUGAUUCACAAGUUUGGCUUCUGUUUCGUAGAUGGAGUUCCGAUAUGUCCUCUGAAAACUCAAGAGCUCCUCGAACGCAUCGCCUUUAUUCGCCCCACUCAUUACGGUGGUUUCUACGACUUCACAUCCGACCUGACAAUGAAAGACACAGCCUACACCAGUGAAGCCAUUGGCCCCCACACCGAUACAACUUACUUCACCGAUCCCGCCGGUCUCCAAAUGUUCCAUCUUCUUUCCCACACCGAAGGCACCGGUGGCGAAUCCAUCCUCGUCGACGGUUUCUGGUCUGCCCGAUUAAUUCGUAAUCGCUACAAAGAUGCUCUAUCAAAAAUAGCUGUCCCUUGGCAUGCUAGUGGUAAUGAAGGAAUCAAUAUUACUCCUAAUAGGCCAUAUCCUGUGAUGACCAUGGAUUCGAAUCGUAAGGCUACGCAGAUUAGAUGGAAUGAAGCGGACAGGGGCACCAUCCAUCCAGGGUAUUCGGAGGAGUGGUAUGAGGCGGCAAGGGAGUUUUCUAAUAGAGUUAAUGAUCCAAUGGGGCAGUAUCAGUCGCAGCUUGUGCCAGGACGGGCUUUAAUUUUCGAUAACUGGAGAAUCCUCCACGGAAGAACCGAAUUUACGGUUAAUCGCGAUGACUACGUCUCAAGAUAUUUGAACACAAACUUCACCCGAGAAGAGAUCUUGGCGAAGAUACUUUGA